AUGAUGCUCAAUUGUCUUAACGGCUAUCGUCAUUCGUCUUCGUUGCCUGUCAAUACAUUGUAUUUUCGACCUAACCUUCUCAAGUCGAAUGAUAUNUUCUUGCCAUCGCUAAUCUUGCCGAGAAGACAUACAGCUGCAAGGGGUGCACAAACACCACACAAAUAUCUCAAAUACGGCUACCAUAUGCAUGUAAAUUGCUGUUUCAAGAACUGA
Messenger RNA from Adineta ricciae, 213 nucleotides. Lineage: Eukaryota; Metazoa; Rotifera; Eurotatoria; Adinetida; Adinetidae. The record is from the annotation of a GenBank genome assembly.